Molecule: messenger RNA, 2484 nt
Organism: Nematostella vectensis (starlet sea anemone)
Lineage: Eukaryota; Metazoa; Cnidaria; Anthozoa; Actiniaria; Edwardsiidae
Product: muscarinic acetylcholine receptor M3
Exons: 4
Coding region: 369-1283 (304 amino acids)
Biological process (GO): G protein-coupled receptor signaling pathway
Cellular component (GO): membrane
Molecular function (GO): G protein-coupled receptor activity
Source: RefSeq, a predicted model, not a curated record
GCUACGAUAUAAUUUUCUCAAAAGUUGCUUUUCGCUUCGUCCAUUCUAAUAACUUCCGUUUUUUUAAUUAAAUUAAUAUUUGGUACUAUAAACACUAGACAAACGUAGACCAUUGUUACCAUCGACGCCUUCUUUUAAAGCAUUAACCUGAACCAUUCAAAUAGAAGGAGUGUUUCAACGACGCUAUAUUGCUUAUUAGGGUUGUACGCGACUGAGAUAGGGUUCUUUGCAGAACGACAUUGGAAAAGCAAGGAAGAAAUUUGCGCGUACCCGCAAAACGGAAGCCCCGAAAAGCAUUCCACACAUGUGAAACCGGGAAAGAGAGACCUUCACAAGAAAUCAAUAUCUAAAGAUAACUACUUAAAGAAAUGGCUCUAAACAUCACCACAGCCUUCCCGCUCGUCAACUUGACAACCAAGCCACCCAACUUGGUACCCCCACCAGACAAUGACCAGGCUUCCCUUGUUUCGGCGUGCGUCUUCUACACUAUCGUAGCCUUUUUCUCCGUCUUUGGGAACAUCAUGGUCAUCGUCGCCUUCUUCAUGAAUGACAAGUUACGAACUGUGACGAAUUACUUUGUGGUCGGUCUGGCGGCCGCCGAUAUAUUGGUUGGCGCAGUGUCAAUCCCGAUGUGGAUGUAUAUACUGGUUAAUACCGGCUCCCGAGCGCUAUUGACGGUAUACAACGUCUUUGACAUUUUUGCUGGGAUCUCGUCGAUAUUGCAUUUGAUGGCCAUAAGUGUGGAGAGAUAUUUCUGCGUGGGCUGGGCUAUCAAACACCGCAACACCCCAAAGUACGUCUACUACAUCGGUCUGCUAUUUGUUUGGAGCAUCUCAGCCCUAGUCGCCUGCAUUCGCCCCAUGGCUCCAAACUUCCGCCAAAUGGAUCUCAGCCUCCUCAUCUUCGUUGUUUUCUUCACCCUUCCUCUGGUGGUCAUCAUUCUUAGCUACGCUGCCAUAUGGAAAAUCGCCGUCACCAGAAUGAGUAACAACCCCACUAAGAGAUCCUUAAAGAGGGAAAUACGUACAGCUAUAACAAUCGCCUUUGUCAUCGGCUUUUUCUUCAUCGCCUGGUCUCCGUUUUUUGUUAUCAACUUGACCUACGUGUUCUGUCCAACGUGCCCAUAUUCUAUGAAGCUGUUUAUGUUCUUCAAGUUCCUUCAUUAUAGUAACAGUGCUGUUAAUCCAGUUGUGUAUGGGGUUCGUAUUCCUGAGUUUAGAAAGACUUUUAAGUUCAUAUUCAGGCAGAUGUGUGGACGCUGUAUUUCUUUUGGAAGGCACUGAGCUCGAUUUACCAGAAUGUACUUCGGGCAUCUCUUAAAAGGGGAACAUUUGUAGACUAUCGCGUAUGUUGCUCACAAUCCUGGAUUGGACAGGCUUUUAAGUUGAUCAGGCAGAUGUGCGACGAUGUACUUCCUUUGGAAGGCACUAAGCACUACUCCCCAUAAUGUAUUUCGUGCAUCUGUUACAAGGGAAAUAUUUCGCGACUAUCGCGUAUGGCGCUCACAAUCCUGAAUUGGGAAGGCUUGAAGUUGAUCAGGCAGAUGUGAAGACGAUUUUUUCUUAUUAAAGGCACUGUUUCUUGAAUAACAGGUCGAUAAGGACUUUCAGACAAUGUUUGACUCUUAAAGGGAACCCGAGAAUAAUCACCUAACAUGCACAGGUAUCCCUUAAAAAGGACAACACAGUGUUAUUGUCAGCCACAACAUUGUUAUUGUUUUUAUUUAAUAUUUGAAGGAACAAUAUGUGCUAAAAUUUCAAUAACCAUCUGAAAGCAGAGUCUGAGACUUUAUCUACCAAAUUAAAAAAAAUAUAUCGCAUUGGCUUCCGCAAAAACAGCCAACAGAAAUGGAUGCUUUUCACACUUUGGUACUUUGCUAGGAUGACAAAAUGGCGGCUGGCAGAGGCUGUUUAAGUAAUCAUCUGAGGAGGCAUCGUAGUAAUAUAAGUGGCGGAAAGGGAGACUUUUUCAAAAUUGUUUUUAAGGUUGUGAUCAUGAAUCACCCUAGAUCUACUUCAUGCUAAUACCUGGUCGUAAAAUCAAAGGGCACUGACGGCCAACCAAUAAGGAUGGACGUAUUUUUCCUUAGAAAUAGAGCGAUACAUUUGUAGAAUUCCAUGACUGUGGUUGUAUCUGUAUGCGAACUAAAAAAACAUUCAGGGGGAAUUUAACAUCUCUAUGAAUAUGGAAAACAAGAAACUAAGAAGACGCAUUGUCUUCUAGAUAAUUGUACGUGCGUCUGCCGCCGCCUUGAGACCACGAUCAGAAGACCACGUGCGGUUUAACCUCAAAAUUUAAAAUUAAUGCGGCAGCAAAAUCGACAAAAGACACUAGUAAAAGGUGAAUAUUUCUUUUUUAUUCCUGUAAUUCCCUAAGUAUAAUAAUAUGAUUAUGAUAAUAUCAUAAUAUAAUAUGUUGCGUGGGUAUAAAUAUAAUCAAAGUUAUCAUCGUGUGUCCCUAUCACAAAAAGCCAGUCGUCCUGUA